AUGGAGGACCGGAAAAGAAACGGAAAACAUCAAUUGACAAGUGGGAAUGACGGUAAGGGGGAUAAUUUCGGACAGAUAUUGCUUCUUUGUUUUCCCCUGUCGUUCACGUCUGGCUCCCUGACUUCGGGCGGAGGUAGUAGCGAGAAGGGAGUUGGGUGGAAGAGGAAGAAGAAGAAGAAGAAGAAGAAGAACGACGAAAAGAAGACAAUGGAGGCAGAUGAAGAAGAGGAGGAAUGGGCAGCACAGAAGGAACCGCCCCGUGACUGGGACAGCGCAAGUCUGGGUCGAGGACAGCAAGUGGUGAGGUCAAGUGGAAAACGGACGGAGAGGGAGAGCGAAAGAAAAGGGCUACUAGUAGCAAGCCAGCACAACUAG
Molecule: messenger RNA, 375 nt
Organism: Aspergillus tubingensis
Lineage: Eukaryota; Fungi; Ascomycota; Eurotiomycetes; Eurotiales; Aspergillaceae
Exons: 1
Coding region: 1-375 (124 amino acids)
Source: RefSeq, a predicted model, not a curated record